AUGCCCGGUGCUUUCCACUGCCUCCGCCCCUCCCUCAAGCGCAAGCGCAAACCCAAGCGCCGCGGCAGCAACCACCCCAAGAAGACCAGCGAAUCGACGAACCUCGCCGCCGACGAUGCCGCCGGAGGCGGAGACGCCUCCUUCGACCUGAAGAGCUCCGCCUCCGCUUCCACCGCUUCUGGCGGCGGUAGAGGAGGAGGUUGCCUCGUCCAGCCGCUCGGGAACCUCCUCCUCGCUGCCGCCCGCCGCGCCAACCUCAGGGACUCUGGUCUCGGCGCGCUUCGCCCGCUCCCUGAUGACCUCAUCCUCGAUGUCCUCGGCCUUCUGCCCGCCCGAGACCUCGGCGCGCUCUCCGCGGCCUCCAAGGCCUUCUAUGUCAUCUCCUCCCACGACCCGCUCUGGCGGGCCAUCGUCCUCGCCGACCUCGGCGGGAACUUCGCCUUUGCCGGCUCCUGGCGCGCCACCUACAUCGCUGCCGCCUCCGGCCGCGCUCAUUGCCCCCCGCGCGCCCUUGAGAUCAAAGGCUUCUACUCGGACUACCUCUUCCAGAGCUGGCUAUGCGCCAACAUGGAGAUGCGGACGGAGUGGCUCGACCGGGACACCAUUGACCGCCGCCGCGGCUUAUCUGUGGACAAAUUCAUAGCGGAAUACGAGGAGCCCAAUUGGCCGGUGCUGCUUGAGGGAUGCCUUGAUACAUGGCCAGCGUUGCAAAAAUGGACGAGGGAAUAUUUGCUGCAAGUCUCAGCUGGCAAGGAGUUUGCGGUCGGUCCAGUGAGCAUGCCACUCGAUAGGUACUUCCUCUAUGCUGACAAUGUGCAGGAGGAGAGGCCAUUGUACCUAUUUGAUGCCAAGUUUGCUGAGAAGGUUCCAGAGAUGGGGAGUGACUACGAAGUGCCGGUGUACUUCCAGGAGGACCUAUUCAAGGUGCUCGGGGAGGAGAGGCCGGAUCACCGGUGGAUUAUCAUUGGUCCAGCGGGAUCAGGGUCAUCGUUCCAUGUAGAUCCUAACUCGACAUCGGCGUGGAAUGCUGUGAUCAAGGGGGCUAAAAAGUGGGUCAUGUUCCCACCGGAGGUGCCGCCACCAGGUGUCCACCCAAGUGCCGAUGGGGCAGAGGUCACUAGCCCCGUGUCUAUCAUGGAGUGGUUCAUGAACUUCUACGGAGCGUGUAGAACCUGGGAGAAGAGGCCGAUUGAGUGUGUAUGUCGGGCCGGAGACAUUGUAUUUGUGCCUAAUGGAUGGUGGCACUUGGUUAUCAAUCUCGAAGAGUCCAUUGCCAUCACUCAGAACUAUGUGAGCAGGAGGAACCUGUUGAAUGUUCUUGACUUUCUCAAGAGGCCCAAUGCAAGUGAACUGGUGUCAGGAACCAAGGACAGGGUUAACCUGCACGACAAGUUCCGGAACGCAAUAGAUGCAGCUUACCCUGGGACGAUUAGUCAGCUUGAAGUUGAAGCUCAGAAGAAGGCUGCUGCUCGGAAGAAGAAAACUGCAUUCUGGGAUUCUGCUGUGGACGCCAACACUGGAGGAUUCAAGUUCUCUUUCUGAUUUUCUUGCAGCAGCUAGGUCUGUGUAGUGUUGGCUGAACAUUUUGUCUCAUUCUGUUUACAUGAGCAGUCACAUUCGAUUUUGCUUUAAGAAUUUGGGUCCAUGGGCCUUUCAGCAUGGAGUGAAGCAUAUUCUUUCGCUUGUAUAAGGCUAUGAUGAUCUGUCAUGUUUGCAGCAUCAAAAUUUUGGAAGAGUUCAGUUUCGGGUAACAUUGGUCCCAUCGUUGUUGUAAGGUUGUACCACCAUGUACUGUAAUUUACAUCAUAUAAAUUGAU
This is a messenger RNA of Lolium rigidum, 1817 nucleotides long. Its product is annotated as F-box protein At5g06550. Bases 1 to 1542 code for a protein of 513 amino acids. The transcript has 2 exons. Lineage: Eukaryota; Viridiplantae; Streptophyta; Magnoliopsida; Poales; Poaceae. Gene Ontology annotation, cellular component: nucleus. Gene Ontology annotation, molecular function: cis-regulatory region sequence-specific DNA binding; protein binding. The record is from RefSeq and is a predicted model, not a curated record.